Molecule: messenger RNA, 2904 nt
Organism: Morus notabilis
Lineage: Eukaryota; Viridiplantae; Streptophyta; Magnoliopsida; Rosales; Moraceae
Product: putative disease resistance RPP13-like protein 3
Exons: 7
Coding region: 1-2904 (967 amino acids)
Biological process (GO): defense response to other organism
Molecular function (GO): ADP binding
Source: RefSeq, a predicted model, not a curated record
AUGGCUGAGGAAGACUGGAGAUUCUCUGGCAGAAUAGUUGAGGCUGAGCGUGAGGAAGAUGGGAGUCAUUACUUAGGUUACUAUUUGUGCACUCUAGUUCAUUGCUCAUCACAGGCUUGCAUAGAUUUCUGUUUCGUGCUGGAUCAGGUCUCCGCGUGCGAAGAACUAAUGGCGGAGACUUUCUUGAGCCCUAUCAUUGAGAAAUUGGAGAAAUUGACGAAGCUACUAAUUGGAGAAGCGCAGUCAUUGAAAGGAGUCCGCAAAGAGGUCAAGAUUCUGAAAGACGAACUGGAGAUCAUCGAGCCUUUCCUUAAAGAUGCAGAGGCAAAGGUGGAGAAAGGAGAUCGAGUGGUUGAUGCGUCGAAAGCAUGGUUGAGGCAAAUAAGAGAGGAAGCCGAGCGCAUAGAGGAUGUGGUUGACGACUACGUUUAUCGCGUAGAACAUCAUGGCUAUGAAGGUGGAUUCAUGGGAGCUCUUCGAAAAGCAUGUAAUUGUAUCAAAGGGUUAAAGGCACGUUAUUACAUUGCAUCGGAGAUUCAAGAUAUUAAAGAGUCAUUGCACCGAAUCAAGGAUAGAGGUGUUGGAUAUGGAUUGAGACCUUUGGAGCAGGGGUCAAGUAGCAAACCAACAAAUGGACAACGACAAGACCCUCGUCUUGGAUCUCUUUUCAUGGAGGAAGAUGAAGUUGUUUGUAUUGAUGCCGUAACUGGGGAGCUUAGAAGAAGGUUGACCGAAGGAGAAUCCAUGCGCUCCGUGAUUUCAUUGGUGGGUCAAGGUGGAAUCGGCAAGACAACUCUUGCUGCGAAAGUCUACCAUGAUGAAGUGGUGAAAGCUAAUUUUGAUUGCCAUGCUUGGAUCACGGUGUCCCAAUCAUACGACAUGAAGAAUCUUUUGAGGAUCAUAUCAAGGCAAGUAGAUUUUCCACCAGGAAUAAUUGAAGAACCAUGCAAUAUUGAAGAGUUGAUCAGACCUUUGACGCAGUUUUCACAGACAAGGAGGUACGUCGUUGUUUUCGAUGAUGUUUGGCAAAAUGAUAUUUGGGAUGUUAUGAAACAUGCUUUGCCAAAAAAUAACAACGGCAGUAGGAUAAUUAUUACAACACGCAAUGAUGAUGUUGCUGCUUUUUGCAAUGAAAACCCUUGUGAUCUUGUGAAAGGGUUGCAACCGUGGACUUUAGAAAUGGCUUGGCAAUUAUUUUGCAAGAAGGCAUUUCGAGGCGACCAGUUUGAGGGGCGUUGCCCGCAAGAGUUGGAGCAAUUGUCGUAUGACAUUCUUCGCAAAUGCCAAGGCUUGCCACUUGUUAUUGCCAGCAUAGCUGGUGUUUUGUCAACAAAACAAAAGUCUGUAUUUGAGUGGCAAAACGUGCUCAACAAUCUAACUUCAGAUUGUAUGGGUUAUGGAUUGCCGAAGGCUUUGUUAAACAGAGAGAACGUUAAAGAGGGAGAUAACAAGACCCUGGAAGAAGUUGCCGAAGAAUACUUGAAUGAGCUCAUCCAAAGAAAUUUGGUAUUAUUGGAAACAAAAUAUGGAAUAUCUAGAGAAUGUAGAGUCCAUGAUUUGAUGUAUGAGAUCAUCUCAACAUACGCUGCUGAAUGGAGAUUUUGUAAAUCUCUGAAGGGAGAUUCCCGGAUUCGUUCGGUUUUCCUCUUUGGCUUCAAUGAAUUAAGCAAGUCCAUCGUAGUUGGAUUGGGUGAAAAAUGUAAGCUUUUGAAGGUGUUGGAUUUUUCAAAUGCUCCUCUGGAUAAUCUCCCAAAAGAAGUAGGAAAUUUUUUCCACUUGAGGUACUUAUGUUUAAGACGUACAAAGGUGAAAACACUUCCGAAUUCCAUUGAAUGCUAUCGCGGUGUGAAGAUGAAUGAAGGAAUUGGAAGGUUGGAGGAUUUACGACUAUUAACACGUGUUGAAGCAUAUCCCGGAAGAGAAGUUGGUUUCACGAAAGAGCUACAAAAGCUGAGGAAUAUAAGGUCUUUGAGCAUUUUAAAAGUAACCGCGGAAAUGGGGAUAGCUCUUGGUGCCUCCAUUGAGAAAAUGGCCCACCUUAAAGAGUUAACUUUCUCAAGGUUAGUUGACGAACCAUUAAGAUUGCUCCAAGGUUUGCCCAAUUUAGUAUUCCUUCGCUUGCACCAGACAUACGAUGGAGAGGAACUGCAUUUCAAAGAAGGCAGUUUUCGAAAACUCAAGGAACUUCGAUUAGUGAAGUUGGAAGGAUUAAAAGUGGUGAAAAUAGACAAUGGAGCACUGCCUCUUCUUGAAAAGUUGGAGUUCGGUUCUUUCCCGUUAAUGAUGGAGCCGACGUCUUUCGACAUUCAACAACUCACCAGUCUGAAAUCAAUUGAAAUUCUUGACAUGCCAAGAGAAUUUGUGCUUGGUUUGCAACCAGAUGGAGGACCUUAUUAUUGGAAAAUUCAACAUGCACCCUCUGUGAAAUUCUGCUACAAAAACAGAGCUGGAAAACCGGAUGUCUACAAGUUGGGAUGCUCAGCCUUGUUGCAACGUCUGCAAGCGCAAGAUGUGCCGCCCCAGCCAAACUACCCACCUGACAAUGUCUUCCGCCCAGAUCGGCCUGCCGGGGCGGGCCUUGGGUCCAAAAAGAGGGACAGUGCCCCGCCUCCGAUUCAUGGAAUAAGUAAAAUAAAGUUAAAAGUAGUGGUAUUUUCACUUUCGCCGUUUCCAGCUCCCACUUAUACUACACCGUUCAAGUCAUUUCACAAAGUCGGACUAGAGUCAAGCUCAACAGGAUCUUUCACUUUGUCUUCCAGCCUUUUCUCCCUUCAAAAAUCUCUGGUUGUUUGGGACUCCGUGGAGAAGGUCAACUAUUGUGGGAAUUCUCAUACAGCAAUGUGGAAUGUCCAGCCUAUGGUUCAGCCAGGACUCAUGAUCGGCCGGUAUAUUUGCGAGUUUUGA